This is a messenger RNA of Cucurbita moschata (crookneck pumpkin), 1274 nucleotides long. RefSeq names its product calcineurin B-like protein 3. NCBI's taxonomy places the organism in Eukaryota, Viridiplantae, Streptophyta, Magnoliopsida, Cucurbitales, Cucurbitaceae. The record is from RefSeq and is a predicted model, not a curated record. Gene Ontology annotation, molecular function: calcium ion binding; kinase binding. The transcript is spliced from 10 exons. Gene Ontology annotation, biological process: calcium-mediated signaling. Bases 218 to 889 code for a protein of 223 amino acids.
CCUCUCUCUCUCUCUCUCUCUCUGGAUUUGUCACCUUCGCUCUAAAUCGUCGACAGCCACCGCAUCACCUCACCGGAACAACCUCGCUUCCAUCGUCGUCCCCUCUCCUUAUACGAAUAGGUUUCCUGUUGUUAUGUGAAGUUUUGGCAUUUGAGUGAGUCAUUAGAAGCAGAGAAUGGUUAAAAGGCAUGGAGUGUUUUGAUUAUCAAGCGAUAUCAUGUUGCAGUGCAUAGGGGGAUUUUUUGCUUCCCUAGUAAGAUGUUGUGAUCUUGAAUUGUAUAAGCAAUCAAGAGGUCUCGACGAUCCUGAACUUCUUGCGAGGGAGACUGUGUUCAGUGUAAGUGAAAUAGAGGCACUAUAUGAACUCUUCAAGAAGAUAAGCAGUGCCGUGAUUGAUGAUGGCCUGAUCAAUAAGGAGGAGUUUCAACUUGCAUUGUUCAAGACGAAUAAAAAAGAGAGCUUAUUUGCAGACAGGGUGUUUGACUUAUUUGAUACAAAACACAAUGGAAUAUUAGGCUUCGAAGAAUUUGCUCGUGCGUUAUCUGUAUUUCAUCCGAAUGCCCCAAUUGAUGAUAAAGUUGAAUUUUCUUUUCAAUUGUACGAUCUUAAGCAGCAAGGUUUUAUUGAGAGACAAGAGGUGAAGCAAAUGGUUGUGGCUACCCUUGCAGAAUCUGGUAUGAAUCUUUCGGACGAUGUUAUUGAGAGUAUAAUUGAUAAGACCUUUGAGGAAGCUGAUACAAAACAUGACGGAAAGAUUGACAAGGAAGAGUGGAGAAACCUUGUUUCGCGACAUCCAUCUCUCUUAAAGAACAUGACCCUUCAAUAUCUCAAGGACAUCACCACAACUUUCCCAAGCUUUGUCUUCCAUUCACAAGUCGACGAUACCUGAAGUUGUGACUGUGAUCGUGUUCGUGAUCUUAUUGGAUCAUGGUUUGCCCAACUGUAAAUGCUGUUGGCCACUUCUCAGAGGAGGGGCUAAUAUUGAAUUUUCACUUCGCAUGGGUUGCUCCUUUGGUCAUUUUCGGUCUAGUUUCUUCAGUGACUGAACUUUUGUGUUUUAAGCACUAGACAAGCAGAACUCUGGUUGCUUUUGUUUGCAUUCUUGGCUGAGUUUGAGCAUAUAGGCUGAUGAAGCUAAUCCCUCAUCUAGAAAGUAUUCAAUGUUUCAUCAGCAGUCAUCAUUUGUUUUCUUCUUUCAAAUUCAAUAUUAAUAGUGAUAUUGAUGUGAUGUGAUAUUUGUCGCCUUUCAAUUUCCAGUUGUUGAUUGAUCGUAA